Rubroshorea leprosula is the source of this 960-nucleotide messenger RNA. Lineage: Eukaryota; Viridiplantae; Streptophyta; Magnoliopsida; Malvales; Dipterocarpaceae. The record is from the annotation of a GenBank genome assembly.
CAAAGUACUUCAAGCAGUUGUGACUUGUGAAAGCAAUGAAUUCUCCUUGGUAUAAUUCAACUCCAACGACCUCUUCAUUCACUUGUCUUUACUGCUUUCACAUGAUCACAAUGGCCAAACCAACUCUUUUCCUCCUCAUUUUCUCCUUUCCAGUUCUGCUUCUGUUGUUUUGCUCUGGUACUUUCUUGCUUCCAAUCAAGCUUUGCUAAUUUUUACAAUCUUUCUAUUUCUAAUGUAUUUCUCUGCAGGAGGAUCUGUAGAGGUUACCAGAGGACAAAAAACCUGGUGUGUCCCGAACCCAAUGUCUAAUGAAUCUGAACUGAUGUCAAACCUAGAAUUUUCCUGCAGUCAGGUAGAUUGCCAUUUGAUACAACAGGAUGCCCCCUGCUUCCUACCAAAUACUCAUUUUCACCACGCUGCAUUUGCCAUGAAUCUCUACUACCAAUCCAGAGGCAGGCGCAGAUCAAGUUGUGACUUCAAUAACUCUGGUCUGGUCUCCUUGACUGACCCAAGUUCUGGUAACUGCACUUUCCAGAGCGGAGGAAGUCAAGCAGAGGAAACAUCAGGAACAUGGUGUGUGGCGAAGCCGGAAGCAAGCGACGAUUUGCUGCAGCAGAACAUCGACUUCGCCUGCAACCAUGUGGACUGCAGCCCUAUCCAAGAAGGGGGCUUCUGCUACAUUCCAGUCACCCUCAUCAACCAUGCCUCAUUCGCCAUGAAUCUCUACUUCAAGACCACCGGCGGCAAUAAAUCCAGCUGUGACUUCCGGCGGACGGGCCUCACCGUUACUAGUGAUCCAAAUGUAUGUGUUCUUGAUACGAAUAAAGCAUGAUGAUGAUUUCAUUUUCAGUAAUAAUCUGCAUAGCAAGGAGAAGCUAGCAUGAGAGUUUUUGUUUCUAAUUUCCUCUUGAAAAACUUCAUAAUGUAUGCAAUUAGUUGAACUAAAAAUGGAAAAAUCUG